This is a messenger RNA of Neospora caninum, 1044 nucleotides long. Its product is annotated as putative replication factor c subunit. Gene Ontology annotation, molecular function: DNA clamp loader activity; DNA binding; ATP hydrolysis activity. NCBI's taxonomy places the organism in Eukaryota, Apicomplexa, Conoidasida, Eucoccidiorida, Sarcocystidae. Gene Ontology annotation, biological process: DNA repair; DNA-templated DNA replication. Bases 1 to 1044 code for a protein of 347 amino acids. The record is from RefSeq and is a predicted model, not a curated record. Gene Ontology annotation, cellular component: DNA replication factor C complex; nucleus. The transcript is spliced from 8 exons.
AUGAACCCUCGCGAGUGCGCAGAUGAAAAUCUGCCUCCCGACAAUCGUGGAAAAGAAGACGCGUCGCCGACAACUCUCGACUCCAUCUGGAUCGAAAAAUACAGACCCGAAACGCUCGACGAUGUCGUGGGAAACGAUCAGGUUAUGCGCCGGCUGCGCAUCAUCGCAAAAGAGGGAAACAUGCCGCACCUCAUGCUCGCCGGACCGCCAGGGACGGGGAAGACUUCCAGUGUGCUCUGUCUCUGCAAGCAGCUGCUGGGUAGCCGGUGGCGAGCAUGCACGCUGGAACUCAAUGCUUCCGAUGAACGCACGAUCGACGUCAUCCGCGAGAAAGUCAAGCAUUUCGCCAAGGAGAAACGCGACCUUCCACCUGGAAGGCACAAGAUCGUUAUUCUCGAUGAAGUCGAUGCCAUGACAGAAGCUGCCCAGCAGGCGCUUCGUCGAAUCAUGGAGCAAUUCAGCGACACCACUCGCUUCGCGCUCGCGUGCAAUUCCUCGGCUUCUGUCAUCGAGCCGCUGCAGUCCCGGUGUGCAAUUCUUCGCUUCCGCAAACUGGACGAUGCCCAGCUCGUCCGUCGUCUUCGCCAAGUGUGUUCGAUGGAAGCUGUGCAAGUGACCGACGACGGCAUGGAGGCAAUUGUCUUUUGCGCCGAUGGAGACAUGCGCAGUGCUUUGAAUAACCUGCAAUCAACUGUCUCCGCGUUCGGAAUCGUCAACAGAGAAAACGUCGAAAAGGUGUGCGACAAUCCACCUCCAGAAGCCGUGCGCGCGAUGCUCCUGGAGUGUUUGGCGGGGAAGUGGCGGGCGGCCCACGACAUUGCGACCGAGUUGCUUCAUCGCGGCUACACGCCGAUGGAUGUGGUGUUGACGACGCGGUCGGUGCUCAGCCGCUUCGACAACGAGUGCAAAGAGCACAUUCUCCUCGAGUAUCUCAAAUAUGUCGGCCUCACACACAUGACUAUGGCGUCUGGUCUCAGCACCCCGCUGCAGCUCGACAAGAUGCUCGCGAACCUCUGUCGGGUGUCGCUGGUCCUCCCAGCGUAA